Molecule: messenger RNA, 6910 nt
Organism: Callithrix jacchus (white-tufted-ear marmoset)
Lineage: Eukaryota; Metazoa; Chordata; Mammalia; Primates; Cebidae
Gene: INCENP
Product: inner centromere protein
Biological process (GO): meiotic spindle midzone assembly; mitotic cytokinesis; metaphase chromosome alignment
Cellular component (GO): meiotic spindle midzone; nucleus; kinetochore
Source: RefSeq, a predicted model, not a curated record
CAGCAAGAGCUCCCGGAAGCUGAGGAAGCUUAAAGUCUUCCGCUUCCUUUCUCCGCCUCUUAGUCCCGCAGAUUGCCAGUCGAUAGAGCCAAUAGAAGGGCGGAUUGGUACUUCAUGUUCGUUGAUUGGCUUAAAGUUUUGCAACCGCCCAGACAAACUUGCCGAGGAUUGGCUGAGCUUUCAGUUUUGAAAAUCAUAGAUUUCGCCCGCGCUGCGCCUCCUAGUUGCUCCUUCCGUGCGGUGAGCCCCGAAGUCCCGGAGCCGAGCGGGUCUGGGCAAGCGGGGCUUCAAGCUAGGGAGACCACCGGAUUUGGAUCGCAGCAGCUUUCAGGGGACGUGGCUUAGUCGACAGACAGAGCCACCAUGGGGACGACAGCCCCAGGGCCCAUUCACCUGCUGGAGCUCUGUGACCAGAAGCUCAUGGAGUUUCUCUGCACCAUGGACAAUAAGGACUUGGUGUGGCUUGAGGAGAUCCAGGAGGAGGCCAUGCGCAUGUUCACCAGAGAAUUCAGCAAAGAGCCAGAGCUGAUGCCCAAAACACCUUCUCAGAAGAACCGACGGAAGAAGAGACGGAUUUCUUAUGUUCAGGAUGAAAACAGGGACCCCAUCAGGAAAAGAUUCUCUCAUCAUCAUCCAAGCUGGUGGCUCUUGGGGAGACUGGGGUGCCACCCCGUUCUUCUGUCCGUCAGCCUCUGCCCUGCUGCCUCUGCCAGGUUAUCCCGCAGAAAGUCUCGGAGCAGCCAGCUGAGCUCCCGUCGCCUCCGCAGCAAGGACAGUGUGGAGAAGCUGGCCACAGUGGUGGGGGAGAAUGGCUCCGUCCUACGGCGUGUAACCCGUGCUGCAGCUGCAGCUGCCGCGGCCACCUUGACAUUGGCUGUACCUUUGCCCACCCCUGAGUCUCCCACGAUGCUGACCAAGAAGGCCGAGGAUAGCGGUGCCCAGUGCCAGCUGGUGCCCGUGGUGGAGAUUGGCAACAGCGAGCGCCAGAAUGCUGAGCAGCACCUCACUCAGCUCAUAUCUGCCCAGCCUCUGCCUCGUGCUCUGUCUCCAACUCCAGCUUCAGCCGCAGCCACAGCUCCAGCCUCCCAGGGCAUCCUGACCUCAGAUGAGGAAUCAACACCCAAGAAGUCAAAGGCCAGGAUACUGGAGUCCGUCGCAGUGAGCUCUCUGAUGGCUACACCCCAGGACCCCAAGGGUCAAGGGGUUGGGACAGGGCGGUCUGUGUCCAAGCUCAGAAUUGCACAGGUCUCCCCUGGCCCACGGGACUCGCCAGGCUCUCCAGACUCUCAGUGGCAGAAGCGGGUGCUGGCUCCCAUCCUGCCGGAUAACUUCUCCACGCCCACGGGCUCCGGCGCCAAUUCUCGGCCGGUGCGGCGCAGCCUGAUCGCCCCAUCCUCCCCGAGUCCCCAAAUCUCAGCCCAAAAGUACUCUCCGGUGGCCAAACAGGAAAGCGUUGUCCGCAGGGCAAGCAGAAGGCUUGCCAAGAAGACUGCCGAAGAGCCAGCUCCCUCUGGCCGCAUCAUCUGUCACAGUUACCUGGAGAGGCUCCUGAAUGUUGAGGUGCCCCAGAAAGUUGGUCCUGAGCAGAAGGAGCCCCCCGAGGAGGCUGAGCCUGUGGUGGCAGCUGAGCCAGAGGUCCCUGAGAACAACGGGAAUAACUCGUGGCCUCGCAAUGACACCAAGAUUGCCAAUGGUACACCCAACCAGAAGCUUGCAGCCAGCAACCAGGAAACACCCUCUGCAGGGCAGCAAGAGACCAAGAUGGACCAAGUAGAUGGACCCAGAGAGCCACCGCAGAGUGCCAGGAGGAAGCGCAGCUACAAGCAGGCAGUGAGUGAGCUGGACGAGGACCAGCACCUAGAGGACGAGGAGCUGCAGCCCCCCAGGAGCAAGACCCCCUCCUCACCCUGCCCGGCCAGCAAGGUGGUGCGGCCCCUCCGGACCUUUCUGCACACGGUGCAGAGGAACCAGAUGCUCAUGACCCCGACCUCAGCCCCCCGCAGUGUCAUGAAGUCCUUCAUCAAGCGCAACACUCCCCUGCGCAUGGACCCCAAGUGCAGCUUUGUCGAGAAGGAGCGGCAGCGUCUGGAGAACCUGCGGCGGAAGGAGGAGGCUGAGCAGCUGCGCAGGCAGAAGGUGGAGGAGGACAAGCGGCGACGGCUGGAGGAGGUGAAGCUGAAGCGUGAGGAACGCCUGCGCAAGGUGCUACGGGCCCGAGAGCGGGUGGAGCAGAUGCAGGAGGAGAAGAAGAAGCAGAUUGAACAGAAGUUUGCUCAGAUCGACGAGAAGACUGAGAAGGCCAAGGAGGAAAGACUGGCGGAGGAGAAGGCCAAGAAAAAGGCAGCGGCCAAGAAGAUGGAGGAGGUAGAGGCGCGCAGGAAGCAGGAGGAGGAGGCGCGUAGGCUCCGGUGGCUGCAGCAGGUGCGAGCGCAGGAGGAGGAAGAGCGACGGCACCAAGAGCUGCUGCAGAAGAAGAAGGAAGAGGAGCAGGAGCGGCUACGGAAGGCAGCCGAGGCUAAGCGGCUGGCAGAGCAGCGUGAGCAGGAGCGGCGGGAGCGGGAGCGGCGGGAGCAGGAGCAGCGGGAGCAGGAGCAGGAGCGGGAGCGGCGGCGGGAACAGGAGCGGCUCCAGGCCGAGAGGGAGCAACAGGAGCGGGAAAAGGCCCUGCGGUUGCAGAAGGAGCGACAGCAGAGGGAACUGGAGGAGAAGAAGAAGAAGGAAGAGCAGCAGCGUCUGGCUGAGCGGCAGCUGCAGGAGGAGCAAGAGAAGAAAGCCAAGGAGGCAGCCGGGGCCAGCAAGGUCUUGAACGUGACUGUGGAUGUGCAGUCUCCAGCUUGUACCUCCUAUCAGAUGACUCCGCAAGGGCACAGGGCCCCCCCCAAGAUCAACCCAGAUAACUACGGGAUGGAUCUGAAUAGUGACGACUCCACCGAUGAUGAGGCCCAUCCCCGGAAACCCAUCCCCACCUGGGCCCGAGGCACCCCACUCAGCCAGGCCAUCAUUCACCAGUACUACCACCCGCCGAACCUUCUGGAACUCUUUGGAGCCAUUCUCCCGCUGGACUUGGAGGAUAUCUUCAAGAAGAGCAAGCCCCGCUAUCAUAAGCGCACCAGCUCCGCUGUCUGGAACUCACCGCCCCUGCAGGGUGCCAGGGUCCCCAGCAGCCUGGCCUACAGCCUUAAGAAGCACUGAGUCUGGCCUGUGGCCUUCUUGGCAACUUCACCUCCUGUCUGUGUCUCUCUGUCUGUCUCUGUCUUUGUCUGGUGCCCUCCUUCUUGGCAUGCCAUCGUGGAGGGCUGGGCCAGGUGUAUAUAAAUAUCCUCUCUGCUGGGUGUUUCUGCUGCAGGUGGCAGGUGGCCCCAGGCCUGUUUGGAGGAUGGGCUGGGUGGGUGGUUGGGGGAGAACCGGGCCCAGCCCCACGUGGCUCACAGACAGUGCUCUGUAAAUAGUUAUUAUAAUCUAGCUGAAUGUUAGCAUUUUAGUCUUUGGCAUUUUACUGUUUGGGAGGUAGAUUAAUAAAGUAUAUUCCUUCAAGCAUGCUGUUGGUACCGUGAAGACUGGGAGCCUCAGCCCUGGCCCUGUAGCUGUGUGUCUUGGGCCACCAGUGGGCUGGAGGACUGAGGUUCUGUUCCAUCACCUGUGGUGCCUCAGGAUCACUGGGUGCAGGCUCCCACCCUGGGUGCAGUGGGUGGUUCCACUGCCUGGAUAAGCCGAGGAACACUUCAGUUACUGUCACAAUGGGGCAGGUGGAGCACCUUCCUGUUUUUUGGGGUGCUCUGUUUGUAAAGGGGAGCUUGUUCAUUGGGAAAGACCUGGGUCUUGACACAGCCCUGCCACUUAGUCCCUUACCCUCUCCAUUCCUCAGGCUCCACCCUUGCUGCACAGGUGGCAAAUAGACUUGAGAAAGUCUAUGUGCUGGUGGAGCAUGAGGUCUAAGGAGUACAGGGGUGUCCCUUGAGACCGCCUUGGGACAGUGCUUGCAAGCUGCAAUAUAUGUCCCCAACAAAGCCAGGCAGCCUCUAAUCAAAUGCUUAGCGCCAAUGAAAGCCGGCUGUGGUUCCGCUCUGCGGGGCCUGCUGCCUCCUGAAUGCAUACAUCUGCUGCUCUAGCCCUGGGUUGCCAGACUAUGGCCAAAUCUAGCUGCGGCAGGUUCUUUAACGUUUUAUUGGAAUGCACGCAAUAGAAAUGCCCAUUUCUUUAUCUUGUCUCCAGUUGCUGUGUUCCAAGGGCAGCUAAGUUGCCCAGCAGAGGCCCAUGUCCUAUAAAGCUGAAAAUGUUUACUAUUUGAACUUUUACAGAAGUUUGCCAACUUCUGCUUAAGGACAAAAAUAAAGCCUAAAUCCAAAAAUACUUUUAAAAAUGAGGAAAUAGUGGACACAAUAGAUGGAAGUCGAGAAGUUUCUACCCAUGCCAGGAAAAGCGUUUUAUGGUUCGUUCAGAUAUCUUGUGCAACUGAGGUUUCUUCCCCAGGUUCUCUGACUAGACACUGGUCUUGAGUAAAUUGGCAAGUGUGUCUGUCCAAAACUACAAUAUCAAAACAUCACUUAAAGCAUCUUUAUCUAGUGUGUUUAAGAAAAAGUUGUUAUUCAGCAGAAAGGUAAUUUCGGUUGGUCUGCAUCUUUACUCUCACUUGGUAUUGUCUGUUUCUUAUUUUAGCCAUUCUAAUAGGUGUGUACUGAUAUCUCAUCAUGGCUUUAAUUUGUAUUUCCCUGAUGGCUGAUGGUGAACAUCUUUUCAUGUGCAUUUCUGCCAUCUGUAUAUCUUUGGUGAAGAGUCUUCAAAUCUUUUAUCUUAAAAGUGGAUUGUUAAUUACUGAUGGGUUUAAGGAUUUUUUCAUAUUAUGGAUACAAAUAUCUUGUCAGCGGAGUGCUUUGCAGUAUUUUCUCUCAGUCUGCAGCUUGUCUUUAAAAUUUUUUUUUGUAGAGGUGGGGUCUUGCUACAUUGGCCAGGCUGGUCUCGAAAUCCUGGCCUGAAGUGAUCCUUCUGCCUUGGCCUCCCAAAGUGCUGAGAUCGUAGGCAUGAGCUGCCAUGCCUGGCCCGGCUAGUUUUUUUGUUUACUCACCAGUGUUUUUCACAGAACGAAAAUUUCAAUUUGAUGAAGUCCAAUUAAUGAAAUUUUGAAAAAUAGAGUGUGUUUUUUUUUUGUCCUGUCUAAGAAACCAUUGUCUAGUCCUAGGUCCUCGUUCUCCUGUGUUUUCUUCUAAAUGUUUUAUUUUACGUGUUACUUUUAGAUUUGUGAUCUAUUUUGAGUUAACUUUUUUAAAAGUAUGAGGUUUGUGUUUAGGAGCAUAUGGAUGAAUGUCUAGUUGUUCCAGCACCAUUUGUUGGAAAGACUGUCCUUUCUCUGCUGAAUUUCUUUUGUGUUUUGUCAGGAGUUAGCCAUAUUGGUGUGGGUCUAUCCUAGAUGUUAUAUUUUCUCCCAUUGAGCUGUGCAUCUCUCCUUAUUGUCAAUACCACAGAAGUCAAGAUGACCAUAGCUUUGUAGUAAGUAUUAAAAUCUGGUAAUAUAAUUCUUCCAAUUUUAUUUUUCCUCUUAAAAUUACCUUCCCAUUUAAAUUUUGUGAUCAGCUUCGGUACAAAAAUCCUGCUAGGGCUGGUGCGGUGGCUCACACCUAUAAUUCCAGCACUUUGGGAGGCCAGCGUGGGCAGAUCACCUGAGGUCGGGAGUUCAAGACCAGCCUGACCAACAUGGAGAAACCCCAUCUAUACUAAAAAUACAAAAUUAGCCAGGCGUGGUGGCGCAUGCCUGUAAUCCCAGCUACUCAGGAGGCUGAGGCAGGAGAAUUACUUGAACCCGGGAGGCUGAGGUUGGAGUGAGCCAAGAUCGCGCCAUUGUACUCCAGCCUGAGCGACAAGAGCGAAAGUCCGUCUCAAAAAAAAAAGUCCUGCUGGGAGUUCGAUUAGAAUUGCAUUAAAUCUGUAGGUAAGUUUAUGUAUAGAUGGGCAGAAUUCACAUAUUUGUGAUCGUGUUUGAAUCCAUGAACGUGAUGUGUCCAUUUAUUUGCCCGUUCAGUUUCGUUCUUCAGUAGUUUAUGGUUUCAGCAUAUAGAUCCUAUACAUAUUUGCUUAGAUUUACAACUAUUUCUCUUCUUGGAGCUGCUGUAAAUGCUAAUGUGUUUCUGAGUUUUGGUUUCUUCUUGUUUGUUGCUGGUAUAGAAAUACAGUUGACUUUUCUGUCGACUUUGUAUCCCAUGAUGCAAGUAACGCAGUAUCGAGGGGGGUUUAUAGGGCUCAAUGCCUGUGUUCGAAAAAAACGUUUCAAAUCAAUGACCACUUUAAGAAACUUCUACUUUAAAAAACUAGAAAAAGAAGAGAAAAUGAAAAAUGUACACAGAAAAGGGGAAAUCAUACAAAUAGAGCAGAAAUCAGACGAGAAAAUAAAGAAAAUUAAUUAAUCAAAAGUUGGUUCUUUGAGAAGCUCAAGAAAAGUCCUAUUUAGAUGGAUCAGGAGAAAAGAUAAAUUAUCAAUGUCAGCAAUUAGGUAGCUUCACUGCAGAUUCUACAGAUACUAAAACAAUGAGACUUAUUAUGAACAACUUCUAGUAAUUUGAUAAUUCGGAUGUAACGAAUGCAGAUUCUUGAAAGAUACAAAUUCGUUUACUCAGGAAGAAAUAGAAAACCUACGUAGCUCUAUGAAAGAUGUGUUAUCACAAAGAAAACUCUAGGCAUAGGUAGCAUUAGUGGUAGAUGUUGCCACAUACUUAGGGAAAUAAUCUAAUUCUGCACACACUCUUAUAGGAAAUACAAGAGGAAAGAAUACUCAGUUUCAUCUAAGACCAGCAUUACCUUAAUCCUCAAAUCAGACAUUGCCAGAAAAGUAGACAGUUAUCCCUCAUGAACAUCAACACAAUAAUUCUUAGAGUUUUAGCAAGUCAAGUCCAACAAGUUACAUAAAAAGGAUUGUACUUUU